AUGUUACUGAGAAACAUUGAUCCGAAAAGACAACUUUGCAACGGGACGAGGUUGGUGGUCACUGAACUGCGGCCACACAACUUCAAGGCGAGGAAGUUAUCCGGCGCCGACGACGGGCAGGACGACAUAAUCUUACCCGCCUUUGCUUUGACUUCCGGUGAGGAAGACGAUUUGCCUUUUCAAAUGAAGCGGAUUCAAUUUCCGGUACGGUUGUCGUUUGCCAUGACAAUCAACAAGUCUCAGGGUCAAACGUUCGACAGAGUCGGUUUGCUCCUGCCGUCACCCGCCUUCAGCCACGGACAGCUGUACGUUGCGUUUUCAAGAGUGAGGGACGCGCAAUCCGUCAGUCGGCAUGCACUGCGAUGGAAAUGGUCGAUUUGUUAA
Acyrthosiphon pisum (pea aphid) is the source of this 384-nucleotide messenger RNA. RefSeq names its product ATP-dependent DNA helicase pif1-like. The transcript has a single exon. Gene Ontology annotation, biological process: DNA replication. The record is from RefSeq and is a predicted model, not a curated record. Lineage: Eukaryota; Metazoa; Arthropoda; Insecta; Hemiptera; Aphididae. Gene Ontology annotation, cellular component: replication fork. The coding region runs from base 1 to 384 and encodes 127 amino acids.